Molecule: messenger RNA, 5785 nt
Organism: Onychostoma macrolepis
Lineage: Eukaryota; Metazoa; Chordata; Actinopteri; Cypriniformes; Cyprinidae
Gene: map3k12
Product: mitogen-activated protein kinase kinase kinase 12
Exons: 14
Coding region: 329-3025 (898 amino acids)
Biological process (GO): JNK cascade; protein autophosphorylation
Molecular function (GO): JUN kinase kinase kinase activity; ATP binding
Source: RefSeq, a predicted model, not a curated record
UCAUAGCGCCGCGUGACGUCACUUCAGCACCGUAGAGGAGGAACAGCUCCUUCCGCUCGACUAAUGAACCCCAAAUCCGCGAUCAGCAGCCCAGCCGACGGGAUCCGGUGAAACCGAGCCGAGCCUGGAGAGCAGCAGCGCUCGGUGACCGAGGAGAAGGCGUUUACCGCGGAGCCGCGAGGACAGCAGCGGAUCCACCCGCCUCCUGACACCGCAUCCUCCGGAGAUACGGUGUGUUGACGAGCAGCGCUGCUACAGAGCGAGUGGUGAGGGCCACUUUUCUUAAGGGUGGGUAACGCAGUGGGCCACCCUCGCCCCUUCUGCCCCCAUGGCUUGUGUCCAUGAGCAACAUGCCCCUUCCCCGUCCCUCUCAGGGUUCAGCACCCCACUCUCCGAACCCCCCUUCUGUCGGCCCGAUUCGGAGGUGCCGGCGAGCACGCCAGACACCGAACUCACCCCGACCCAGUGCGUGCUCCGUAACGUGCUCUCCAUCGACCCGGUGGGGGGCGGCAGCGGCACCCACAGCAACAGCCCUACCCUGAGCGACGAGCCCACCAACUUCUCCAACAGCGUGCUCAAGCUGCAGGAGGGCGGGGCCGAGGGCGGAGCCGUGCGCAACCAGUCCGACAGCUUCCGGCUGCAGGCGGGCGGAGGAGGCUUUCUGGAAGGCUUGUUCGGAUGCCUCAAGCCAGUGUGGACGAUGAUCGGGAAAGCCUACUCGACAGAGCACAAGCAGAGCCACGAGGAAUCCUGGGAGGUGCCCUUCGAGGAGAUCUCCGAGCUGCAGUGGGUGGGUAGCGGGGCGCAGGGAGCUGUUUUCCUGGGCAAGUUUCAUGGAGAGGAGGUGGCUGUGAAGAAAGUCCGAGACAUCAAGGAGACUGAGAUCAAACAUCUGCGCAAGCUCAAACACCCCAACAUCAUUACCUUCAAGGGUGUGUGCACGCAGGCUCCGUGUUACUGCAUCAUCAUGGAGUACUGCGCGCAGGGCCAGCUCUACGAGGUGCUGAGGGCCGGCAGGAAGAUCACGCCAUCCCUGCUGGUGGACUGGGCCAUGGGCAUCGCAGGCGGCAUGAACUACCUCCACCUGCACAAGAUCAUCCACAGAGAUCUCAAAUCACCCAAUAUGCUGAUCACACACGACGACCUGGUGAAGAUCUCAGACUUCGGCACGUCUAAGGAGCUCAGAGACAAGAGCACCAAGAUGUCGUUUGCAGGCACUGUGGCCUGGAUGGCACCCGAGGUGAUUCGGAACGAGCCUGUGUCUGAGAAAGUGGACAUCUGGUCGUUCGGUGUGGUGCUGUGGGAGAUGCUGACCGGUGAGAUCCCGUAUAAAGACGUGGACUCGUCCGCUAUCAUAUGGGGCGUGGGAAACAACAGCCUGCAGCUUCCUCUUCCUGAAAGCUGCCCUGAUGGCUUCAAAAUCCUGCUCAGACAGUGCUGGAACUGCAAACCCAGGAACAGGCCGUCGUUCAGGCAAAUUCUGCUGCAUCUGGACAUUGCGUCUGCAGACGUGCUCUCCACUCCGCAGGAGACCUACUUCAAAUCUCAGGCCGAGUGGCGCGAGGAGGUCAAGCAACACUUUGAGAAGAUCAAGUCAGAGGGCACGUGUCUUCACCGUCUGGAUGAAGAGCUGAUCAACCGUCGACGAGAGGAACUCAGGCAUGCUCUUGACAUCAGAGAACACUACGAGAGAAAGCUAGAGAGAGCCAACAAUCUGUACAUGGAGCUCAACGCCGUGAUGCUGCAGCUGGAGCUCAAAGAGAAAGAGCUGCUCAGGAGGGAACAGUGUCUGGAUAAGAAAUAUCCUGGUCUCUUCAAACAUCACCCCUCAACCACAGUGGACAAACUCAUCAAGAAGAGAAGCGUCCCUCAGAAACUGCCUCCUCACGGCAAGAGACCUGACCUCCUGAGAUCAGAGAUCAUUCUCCCCAAGAUGGACGCUGGCGUACUGCAGGUGACCGUCCCACAAUGCUCAAACCGAGGACCUACCUCACCUAGCCGGGCCCGCAGGGUGAAAACUCGUCAUCGGAGGAGCGGCAAGGGAAGCAGCGGGGAUCUGUCAGGGCCUAAACACCCUGCCCCUGCUAGCCGAGAAAGAGAGCCCCCGCUGCCCAACCCAACGACGCCCGCACCACCCCUCACUGAAGCUGCUUCAGGGGUCGCGAUAAGGGAGGGCCAGCUGGAGCCGCCCCCGCUGAAGCUGUCCUCGUCCAGCCCAGAUCUGCUCUGCUCCACCCGCCGCGUUGAAGACGGAGUCAGUGGAGCUGCCACGACCGAAGCCCUGGGCAGAGAGCCCGGCGGUGGAGCUGAAGCGGGGGCCGGUCUGGACGAGACUCCGCCCAGAAGUGACACGGCGAGUGAGGACGCCGCUUCACUGCCGUUCUCCAGCAGCCCGGAUUCACCCUGCUGUGGCCGAAGUGGAGCAGUGGGCAGAACUCAUGUAGGAGAGGAGAGAGAAGAGGGAACCGGGGCGGUGCGAUUGCCCAGAGGAUCCAGCGGCAGUCAUCUGACUCCAUCAGCCAUACUGUAUCGAGCUGCUAUCACACGCAAACAGCGGCGUGGCGUUUCCUCAGAAGAAGAAGAGGGCGAGGUGGACAGUGAGGUGGAGUUACCAAGGAGACGACGGCCGACCAGUAUAACCAAGUGCCAAUCAGUAUCCACUUUCAGCUCAGAGAACCUGUCCGUUUCCGAGGGAGAGGAGGGCCACACCACUGACCACUCCCACAGCGGCACGCCGGACGUGGUCAGCACCAACACCGACGAGCGAUUGGACGAUCGCAGCGAUGACCUCAUCUCCCAGGGGUCUGAGAUCCCUGUUGAUAUUACAGACCCUACUCUGUCCGAAAGAGAGGCCGCUGCCCUCGAACAGGAGAGGGCCAACUUUGACCUGGAACAAAAUAUCCUGGAGACUCGCGCAUUGUGUGAGGACUCAGACUGUGACAGUGCUGAACUCGACCAAUCAGGGAGCGGAGAGCCGAGUCGUCCCCCGAGCGCCGGAGGCUGGGGCCAGGGUCCUCAAAACUGAAACGCAUGCACACACACACACACACACACCAGCACACACUUUCACUUUUAGUUGCACCAAAGCGAUACCAACACAGAUUUUCGUGAAACACGUGUGUGCACACAUCCUCUGAGAAACGCAACGGUACACUACACAAAACGACUAGCCACCUUAAGAACAAAUACGCCGAUACUGGUCAUAACAACUUUGGGAUCGUAAACUGCCUCGUGACCAGGACGUAGCCACGGAAAAUAUAGCAAGACAAGUUUAGCGGCAAGCUGCUGCUAGAGAUGAGGAAUACAGGAAAUACGCGAACAGAUCAAUGCAAUUAAAAACUUCAGGGCAUUCCCAAUAAGCAGCAAUGAUGUUAUCGAUAGGUUUGUGCUGUUGUAGUGCAGGCAGACUUCCUGGUGGGCCAGAAUCGUGUCCGUUCAUGUGUCCAAGGCUUGUGGUUAGCGGUCGAUGUGAAGUCAAAGAGUCUAGAUCAAAUCUGUAGUGCUGGAUAAAACUCCUGAUCACAGGAAUCUCCGUUCUCCAGCCUGGAUAAUGUAGUUUUGCCAAAACUGCGCCCCAGUAAUCUGUUCAGACGUGAUGUAAAUGAAGUGUGUUGCUCUCAGUUUGGGACUGACUUCACUACUGUGUACAGAUGCUUCCUUUCCAAAGCAUUUACAAGGUGCAUAUACAAAUGUGAUUCUAUUAUGACUAUAAUGCCCUGAAUUUCUGUAAAUAUAUAUAUUUAGUAAGCUAAAUCUAAGAAAACAAAAAAAGAAAACUAUUUGUUAACAUAACGAAAACACAAUAAAAACGGUCCAGUUUCUACUAUUCUCCUGUGCUUGUGCCACCCUACCAUGGCAGCUCAGAUCGGUUUGGAGAUCAGCAGGUGUGUAAAUGUACAGUUAUAUAUAUAUAUAUCUAUAUAUAUAUAUAUAUAUAUAUAUAUAUAUAUAUAUAUAUAUAUAUAUAUAUAUAUAUAUAUAUAGUCAGGUUGGCUUUGCUAGUGCAGGACUGUAAAACCCUUGGAUGCAAGUAUACACAACACACAGACUCAACGGCACAUAUAAAUGUACAGUACGUGGUUUAUGAUACGGAGAUACUUGUUCCAACUGUCUGCUCUCCUCUUACCUCUCAGAUUAUCUUUCAGUACUUUUUCUUUCAUAGGGACAUGCAAUAUGUACAUUUCAACCUAAUCUGAAGAGAGCACUUUUAUUUUCUGCACUGUAAAAAUAAAGUAAAACGAAUAAAUGACAAUAAUUUAAUGUAUAUGAAUUUUAGCUUGCCAGAUGUAGGUCUGAGAAGGGUAAAGUCCCGAAGAACAAAUGCAUGAUAUACAUUUUUAUGUAUUUUAAUUUUUAAAUCAAUUGUUUUUAUACAUCUAAAGAAAUGUUUGCACCUUUUUUACCUUGAAUGUGUAAUAAUGUUGUGUUGCUUGUAGGCACUUUACAGUAGGAUGUUUAUAUACAUGGACAUGAUCACUUUCUCAUGUUGCACUGAAAAUGUAUUUAUGAUAAUGAUGAUGGUUCAAUAGAUGCAAAUCUCCAGUUUCAAGAGUAUGUAUGUUAAGACAACCAUUUAAAACCAUUUUGAAGAUGAUAACUUGAACCACAUUUUUUUUUUCUUUUCUGAUGAUGAUGUUAAAAGUCUCCUGGGCAGCGUUUCCCAAAAGCAUCGUAAUCUUAAGUAGGUCAUAGAACCAUUGCCACGCCACCAAUGAUCUCUAUGAUGAACGUAGCUUACGAUGCUUUUGGGAAACGCAGCCCUGGACCGCGCAAGUCAUGUUUUUCUUGGACAACUGAACAUGGUCAAAAUGCAGAAAUAUUGGCAGCUCUAUUCUGACAAAAACAAAAUCGAAGGUCCUAAAAUUGGUUACAUUUACAUAGACAGCAAUAAUCUGACUAUGAAUUAGAAAUUGACAUUUGGAAAAACAGGCAUGAAGUAAUUGAGAUGUAUUUUAGUCACGUUAUUAAGUCAUGUAAACACCGUAAUCCAUCAUCCUACAGAAUACUAUUUGACGACACAUUCUAUGUUUGUGAACUUGUACAAAUAAAAAUAAAUAUAAUUAUUAAAUAACAGCUAAACUAUAAAAAUAGAUGUGAAUAUAUUGCUUUUCAAUAUUAUGUGGAAUUUAGUACUAAUCUGGUUCUAUGAACAAGAAUAUGAAUCAAACAGUUUUAUAAACAUCUUAACUGUAAUAUUAUCUUGUGGGGGGAGAAAAAAGAAAACAGUGAGAAACAGACUGUUGCCCUCCAUAUAAAUGUAGGUAAUGCCAGACGUGAAGCCCCCGUAUAAAGAACGACAAGAGUUGCUUUAACACAGAAAUGCACAUUUCAACUCUGAAUGCCUUUAACGACAAACGUCUUCUCAGAUCAGUAGCUAUUGUUCGAUUUUGCAAUAUGACUUUUAUAAGUCAGCUUAGUAUGUAGAACCUGCCAUUCAUGACUAGUAGAAUAAAUAAAGCUCCUACCUUCACCAGUUUGGAAAAUAAUUUUCAGUUUGCAUUUGAAGGACACACUAGCUACUGCCUCAGACAUCUGCCAGUCAUUUUUCUCCCUAGCUACUGGAUUAAUUUGACCUUGCUUGAAUAAUGUGUGUGGAAGACAGAAGACAAAAUACUGCACUGUAGUCAGGGGUGUAGAAAGGGGGUAUGCAACACAAAAAUCACUUUUAAAUAUGCAUAAAAAAAAACAUUGUUUAUUCUUCUAAAAUUGCUUCUAAAUGGUUUCAAGCGUGCAUAUUUUUAAAUUUUAUUUGAUAAUGCCAUCAAAACCAAGGGGUGUAUUACAU